This is a messenger RNA of Pelagomonas calceolata, 1878 nucleotides long. The record is from the annotation of a GenBank genome assembly. NCBI's taxonomy places the organism in Eukaryota, Pelagophyceae, Pelagomonadales, Pelagomonadaceae.
CACGCUCCUGAGCGCGGCUACGCCAAGGACUCUGCAGCGCCGCUCCAAACUAAAAUGGACAUCCGCAAGCAGCAGAAGCAGGCCAUCCUGAAGAUGUUAGCAUUAAACGAGGACGACGAGACGUCCGCCGAAGCGCCCAUCGACUGGAAGGUCCUGAUCCUCGACGAGCCCUGCCGCGAGCUCCUGGCGCCGCUCGUGAGCGUCAACGAGCUGCGCGCCCGCGGCGUGACGCUGCACGCGCCCAUCGAGUCGCCGCGCGACGCGCUGGGCGACGUGGCCGCCGUGUACCUGUGCCGACCGAGCGCAGCCAACGCGGCUCGUAUCGCUAAAGACGCGGCGCAGGCCUUGUAUGGGGCGCUCCACUGCAACUGGAGCCGCCGCGCGGAGCGCAAGGUCCUGGAGGGCUUCGCGCGGGAGCUCGCGGCGGCGCCGCCGCGCGAGGGCCUGCCGGCGGCCGAGGACCUCGUGCGGAGCGUCUGGGACCGGCACGUCGACUUCGUCGCGCUCGAGCCGCGGCUCUUCCACCUCAGGUUACAAAGGAGGCUCAAGGAGGUCUGCGGCGCGGGCCUCGCGGCGCCGGAGCGGGUCCUGGAGGAGGUCGCCGAAGAGGUCGCGGCGGGGCUCUUCUGCGCGUGCGCCGCCGUCGGCGCCGCGGCGCCCGUCGUGCGCGCGCGGCCGGGGGGCUGCGCCGCGCGGGCCGCGGCCAAGCUGCACGCCCGGCUCCACGACGAGUGGCGGCGCCGCGGCGGCGCCGCGGCGCCGGCGCCGCCGACGGGCGCCGCGCGGCCGCUCGUCGUGCUCCUGGACCGCGCCGACGACCUCGCGGCGCCGCUGCGCCACGCCGAGACGUACCAGGCGCUGGUGGACGACGUGCUGGACCACCGGGGCGGGCGCGCGACCUUCGUCGACAACGACGCGUCGAGGACCGUGGAUUUGCGCGUCGACGAGGACGCCUUCUACGCGCAGCACGCGGCGCGGAGCUUUCCCGACGUCAUCGACGCGUCCGCCGACGCGCUGGCGCAGCUCCGCGCGCGCGAGAACGCGCUGCGGGCGCGGGGCGGCGGCGAGGCCGACGGCCUCGCGGAGACGGUCGGCGAGCUGCCGCGCCUGCUGGAGCGGAAGAAGCGGCUGGAGCUGCACACGGCCGUGCUCGGGGCCGUCAUGAAGCAGGUCGUCGCGCGCGAGGUGCCGCGCUACGCCGAGGCCGAGGAGCCGCGCGCGGCCGCGGCGGACGUCGAAGGGUUGUUGGGCGAAGGGGCCAAGGGCACCGUCGACGACAAGCUGCGGCUGCUCGGCGUCGCGGGCCUGCAGGGCGGCCUCGACGACGACGCCUUCGCGGCGCUCGCGGCGGCGGCGGGCUGCGCCGAGGGCCCGGACCGGGCCCGCCUCGCGCGCGGCGUCGCGGCCAUUGGGGAAGCGCGGAAGCUCGCCGCCGCGGCGCCGGCGCCCGUCGCCGAGGCGGCCGACGACGAGGGCCUGGCGAGCGUGCUGGCCAAGGCCCAGGCCGGGGCCAAGACCGUGGCCGCGGCGGCCGCGUCCAAGGUCGGGAGCCUGCUGUCGCGGGCGUCGGCGCUGCAGGCCGUGCGGGCCGUCGGGAACCUCUUCGAGGCGCGGCCCGGCACGGAGCACGACACCUGGUUGGAAUUGGACGCGAAGGUCGGGCCCGCCGCCUACGCGACCGACGCCGCGCCGCCGAAGCUGCCGGCCGCCGAGACGCCGCUCGACGCCAUCGUCUUCCACGUCGGCGCCGGGUCGUACCUCGAGCACCACGCCUUGCAGCGCGCCUUCGCCGAGGGGCCGCGGACGGUGUGCUACGGGGCCGCGGACCUCGCGGACCCGACGGCGUUCCUCGAGGAGAUCAUGGAGCUGGGGGCUUGA